Triticum aestivum (bread wheat) is the source of this 814-nucleotide messenger RNA. RefSeq names its product polyadenylate-binding protein 1. The record is from RefSeq and is a predicted model, not a curated record. The coding region runs from base 100 to 513 and encodes 137 amino acids. The transcript has 4 exons. NCBI's taxonomy places the organism in Eukaryota, Viridiplantae, Streptophyta, Magnoliopsida, Poales, Poaceae.
AGCCACGCCAAAAGAGGCAACAGGAGCUAGUCAUCACCAAGACAAAAGUAACUGAAGAGGGAGAGCACCAAGCGAACCAGCACUUGCGGCGGCGGCGAGAUGGCCUCGGGCAAUCGCGCACUCCCGAUCGAGAACGGCGAGGUCCUCCCUGCCGCCGGAGGCAAUGGCGAGGGCGGGAACGGCGGCAGCGGCGACGGAUUCAACCGCAACCGCUCCUCCGUGGACCAGCAGAUCGAUGAUAUGCGGAGGAGGCUGCGGGAGUUGGAGGAGACCGAGCGCGAGAUGCUAGCCGUCGCCGCCGCCGCUACGCAUGAAGAUCCAGCUGCAGCGGUAACCGCACUCGAAAAGGCAGAGGUGGAUGCUCGCUCCAUCUAUGUUGGAAAUGAGGUCACCCAGGUUCAGGAGGUCACCCAGGUUCUAUCCCUAUUACUGAUUCUGCCGGGUUGCUGUGACUUCAGUUUUUUGCUAGCGAAUUUCCAUGAUACAUACAGAAGAUACAGGCAAAGACACUGAAAGGCUGCGACUUCUGAAAGUUACAUAGUCUCCUUGUUGUCAUACCUCCCAUCAGACCAUGAUGACAUCACUUUUACCUUAGGAAUGAACCUAUGUUCCGAAUUAUCCCGUGAUCAGCCGGCCUGGUGGGUUUUAUACCGUUGACUUUAGCUUUGAAGUUUUAUCGAAUUUUGAGUCAGAAUUGUUGGCAAAGUUGUGUACUCUGCUUGCUCUGAUGAGUUCUAAGCAGUUGGACCUGAAUUAUCUGCAACCAUUGGCGAUAUACAUUAUGCCUGUUAGUUCAUGUUUGGUUGGCUUGUUA